Molecule: messenger RNA, 1651 nt
Organism: Coregonus clupeaformis (lake whitefish)
Lineage: Eukaryota; Metazoa; Chordata; Actinopteri; Salmoniformes; Salmonidae
Exons: 3
Coding region: 244-888 (214 amino acids)
Source: RefSeq, a predicted model, not a curated record
CCCCCUCUCUUAAAAGAAGUUCCACCACAGACACGCCUGUGUUCUUGCUUCCGCUUUGGGUGUCUGUUAGUCUUUUUCAAAACCAUCCUAAAGCAUGUUCAUUUAAAGCAAGACAUUGAUCCAGUAAUAAGUCUCUGUAUGGAUCAGCUCCAAUUGAUUUUUUCCCCCCAGUAAACUGGAUCUCCUUCACGGCAGAGUUUGGCCUUGGAUUCCUUCAACUUUUCUGAGAAUUAUUUGAAGAGGAUGACAGGGAUAGAAGACAAAACCACAUCCACCAGCAACGUCUUGACCGUCUUCUUCAUCCUGGUCUUCCUUGUUUGCCUCCUGGUCUGCCUGUACAAGUGGCUGAACCGCCAGACUAAUGGCCAGUACACAGUCCGCCAACUGGUCUAUAAGGAGGAUGGGGCCAGGGACCAUAUCAUGGGUUGGGUCAGAAUCCUGGAAGUGCGGCUUGGGCGCCGGCUGUGGCCUCUCGGCGAGGAUGAGGAGGCUGUAGGAGAGGAGGAAGACAGAAACGAAGAGAGGGAUGUGGAGAGAGGGAACGAGGGAAGGGAAAGUGAGGGGGAGGAGGAGGGGGAUGAGAGGGAAUGCGGAGGGGAUGACUCGUCGGAUGACUACUCCAGCAUGGAGGGCUGUGACCUGAGGGAGAGAGCGAAGCUCACGCACGAGAAGGAAGAGAUGAGAGAGCGUGAGGGGAAGAGAGAGGAGAAUAUGGAGGAAAAGUGGGAAAGCAAAGAGGAUGGAGAGAGUGAUGAGAGAGCAGUGGGAGGAGAAGAAAGUAGAGGAGGAGGUUUGCUGAUAGACCUGAAUCAGUUAUCUGGUAGUGCCAUCUGGUCUGAAGAUAGGAGUGAGGGAGGCAGAGACAAGGAUAAUGUGACUGCAUUGUGAGGGAAGGAUCAGAGAGGGAAAAUUGUUCCAUAUUUCUUUCCAUUUACAUUUGCAUUUACGUCAUUUAGCAGACGCUCUUAUCCAGAGCGACUUACAAAUUGGUGCAUUCACCUUAUAGCCAGUGGGACAACCACUUUACAAUGUUCAUCUUUGUACAGCAAUAGUGCUUGACAGUAGGCUUUGUCAUCAUCAUAAUCAUAAUUGUCAAUUGUAAACCUUACAAACCAGUGUUACAACCAGAUUACAACAAUCAGAGCAAAGAGCAACAGAGACAAAAGUGUGUGAAAGAAUACAUCAAAGUGAAUAAAGUGACUGACAAGAGCAACAAUUGCAGCAUGAAUACAUGAAACAAUAUGAAUGUAUUUGAGAUAUAAAAAGCUUUUUUAAGGGUUUCAUAUGAUAAAGAACAUGUUUUGGGUGCAACUGUUUUCUGCAUUAGUCUUGUUGCUGUGGGAUUAUUUGUAAUGUAUACAUUUGUGUUUUGUAUAUUUUAUGAAUAGCUAUUUAGGUAACGCCUUACUUUGUGCCAUAAUAUGUUCAAUGUCUGUUGAGCGUGAUUAUUUCGAUAGAAAAUAGUGAAUUGGAGCCUGUCCUGCCUGCCAGAGAGCCAUGGGCCGAACUUUUCAGUCACCCACCCAAACUCCAAUUAACGUUAAUUUACAUUAAUUUAGGACUACACGUUCAUACUCUGAUUAUUAUCCGAUAAAACGUAAAAUAUAAAAGUGUGCUUGUAUUGCAAUAAAGGGCCUAAUUCAAAUGAUUA